CCAUGACUUCACCACACCCUACAUGUGUAGAAUUUAUCAGACUUUUAGGACUAAAUAUGAAACAUUAACCCUUUCUACUUGCCUUAUGAUUCGGUAUUAUAGUUUUUUAGCAUUCAAAAUACUGUCAGUGCAUUUAUUGUUGACUCUUUUAAACAAAAGGUGCAUACAUUUGGAAAUAAUCAUAAUAGUCUAAUUUUAACUUAACAGAACACUGUAGUGGCAUGAAAGAGAUACCAUGACUUUCCAAAAUGUUCAUUGAAUUUAUAAAAUUCCAUGUCUUGCCAGGCCUGGAAAAUUAUAUUUUCAAUUUCCAUGACUUUCCAGCAUUUCCAUGACCGUGGGAACCCUGAAUAUCAUAUGAGCACUUAGUCUUUCAGGAUAAUAAAGCAUAUAUGCAUUUUUAUGUUAGAGAAAGGUGUAAACUAAAAUGAAUAUAAGCAGCACAGCCAAAAGGGUGGUGAAGCUUAAACAUUACGAUUAAGUUUGCAAAUGUCAGUUAUCAGUUAAGGCUGGGCUGAUGUAAACAAGGUUUUUAUCUCAGAACAACACGUGCAUGUCAUGCCUUCCCUCACAUGGACGAACUUCACACAGCCAUGACUCAGACAAACCUAAGCACUUAUGUUGAAUCCAACGGCUACACUUCUGCUGCCAAUUUGGGCUUUGGCCAACCUGAUCAUCAUGAUAAAUGGGUCAGAGUCUCUCCACCCUGUCUUGAGUGGUCCUACUUUGGCAUACCUCAGGACCAGAGCGGUUUUCAGGUGUGUGGUCUCAGGUGCUCCUCCUCCGGUCACAUAUGAACUGCUAAAAGACCAAAGCACCCCCAUCAGCAGUGGGACAGAUCUCCAGGGAGAUCAGCCUGCAUUAUUCUUCCUGAAGGUUGACCUGGCGUCAGGAGGGUUGUACCACUGCAAGACAAAGGCUGACAACAUAGAAGGAGUCAGUAACAGCAUCAGACUAACUGUAGUCAUUCCUCCAUUAGAAACCAGAAUAACUUCAGAGCCCUUCCCACCCAUGGCCUAUGAGGGGUCCCGUCUGGUCCUCUGCUGUAAUGUGUCCCGUGGCUCUCACCUGUCGUACUCCUGGUUCUUCAACAGGAGGGAGGUGCUGCCCUCCUCCUCACCUCUGCUCCGCUCUCAGGGGAACAGUUUGGUGAUAGACAGGGUCCAGCCUGAACAUGAGGGGCCUUACUACUGUAUGGCCUGGUCCACUGUGCAGGACAUCAAGAGGUUCUCCAGCAGCAGAGAGGUACAUCUCACUGUCAAAGUCUAUGUGACCAAGCCUCAGCUCUCACUGGCCGUCUCCAAAGAGGCUGGUGGUGGUUUGGUGGGGAACAUUAGCUGCAGUGUGUCCCGGGGCAGUCCUCCCAUAAACUUUACUCUUCUCCUGGACGACAGAGCAGAGGGCACAGUCACCGGGUCUGGAUCACUGUCCGUCUGGUUUUGUGUCUCCAUGGUCCCUGGGCUGGAGAUGGGCAGAGCACACAUGCACUAUAGGCAUCCCUGCUCCCCGCCUCGCACCCCUGAGCCUGAUAGCCUGGACAUGGGAGAUAUCACAGAGAGAGCUGGGGCAUGA
Messenger RNA from Boleophthalmus pectinirostris (great blue-spotted mudskipper), 1572 nucleotides. RefSeq names its product Fc receptor-like protein 5. NCBI's taxonomy places the organism in Eukaryota, Metazoa, Chordata, Actinopteri, Gobiiformes, Gobiidae. Gene Ontology annotation, molecular function: cell adhesion molecule binding. Bases 619 to 1572 code for a protein of 317 amino acids. The transcript has 6 exons. The record is from RefSeq and is a predicted model, not a curated record. Gene Ontology annotation, cellular component: cell-cell junction. Gene Ontology annotation, biological process: cell-cell adhesion.